Messenger RNA from Solea senegalensis (Senegalese sole), 7378 nucleotides. RefSeq lists its product as uncharacterized. Lineage: Eukaryota; Metazoa; Chordata; Actinopteri; Pleuronectiformes; Soleidae. The transcript has 5 exons. Bases 369 to 5834 code for a protein of 1821 amino acids. The record is from RefSeq and is a predicted model, not a curated record. Gene Ontology annotation, biological process: regulation of transcription by RNA polymerase II. Gene Ontology annotation, molecular function: DNA-binding transcription factor activity; RNA polymerase II cis-regulatory region sequence-specific DNA binding.
CUAAAGAGGUUUGUCCGUGUGGUUUCGCCAUACUACAUUCGGCGCAAGUUAUAUCGCCAGUCUGUAGAUGUACCUCACGUACUGGUGCAUUUGACUACAUUAACGGGAAUUAAGUUGUUAACCCACUGACCUUGAUGUUUUAUUAACAGUUGAAAAUAUAAAAUAACACAUUUGUUUACAAACGGCUCACCGGAUGUAUUGCAUAACUCCCUCCUUUAGCUGAGCCGACGUGCGUCACACAAAGAGAGCGCGACUGUUCACUGGAAGAAGCCAUGUUGAACCAGUGUGUUCAAUAACACUUGGUUAAAUCCACCGUCCGACGUGAACUCGCAGCGAAGACGAGGUGAACGGUGAAUUCAAGCGCAGAAAUGUCCGCCGACGAUUUCCAGACCAAGUAUGCCUCCGUCAUGGAGAGUAUGCUGAAGACCGCAGUGGCAGAGACCACCAAACUUUUCGAAACUAUGGUCAACGAACUGAAGGCAGAACUAUCCAGAAUGAAGAAGGAGAACGACGACCUGAAAACAAGAUGUAGCCAGUAUGAGAAUUGGAAAAACCAAACGCCUGUUUACACCAGAGUAAGCGAGCCCGCUGUACGUCCAAGCCACCGCUCAGAGAAGCGGGACACCGCUGUUCAGUGUGACCUUGUUUCUUUCUGCACCCUGCUGGUGGAGCAGAGUCAACCAUUGGCAUUUUCAUCACAACAAAAUGUACAGCAACAACACAGUUAUGAGAUGGUUAAUUACAGUUUACAUGACCACACCUAUGACGGCCACAGGGAGGAAAAUUCUCAUCUGGCAUUCACACCUUUCAAAGAGGAGAUACCAUCUGGAGAUUAUUCUUUGGAGUCUCCCAUAAAGGAGGAAGAUGUUGAGCCCACUGAUGCGGAUGGAACUGAAAAUCAAGGGCCUCGCAUUAACCAAGUGUUUUCAGCUGGAGAGAUGCCUGAAAAAGAUGAGAACAAAGUGAUCUUGGACCCAUCAUUGGAUAGUGAUCUUCAGGGAGCCCAGAACCAGUCAUCUGAACCAGAGCAUCCUCCAGUCAUCACAGCAAAUAAUGUAACAGAUGACAAGAUAUCAGGAGAACAGCCAUUGAUGACUGCUCAGCAGCAGCAGUCAGUGGUUGAACCUGAAAAAGAGCAAGAGAUAGCAGUCCCCAGAUGGUGUGGACAAAUGUUAAUAAAUAAUCAAACUGUUCCCCAACAAGAAUGUGGAGUGCAUUACAUAAGAGAACAGAUAAUGGGACCCGCAACGCAAAAUAAACAGAUUACAUUUGAAGAAGUAAAAAAUGCCAUGUCAGAAGGUGAUGGUAGUUCUCAGCCGGUACGCCGUAAACGAGGAAGGCCGCCAAAGAAAGCAAAACGUGUACACCGGCCAGUAAAACAUAAACAGAACUUACUAUCUACCGAUUCAGUAAGAUUGGAACAGGUUGACGUCCCUUCUUUUGUGAAUACAGAAAAUACUACUAUACCUAGGAGUCAACAAGAAUCCCCAGUUAUACUUAAAAAGACUUGCCAGUAUUGCCUAACCAGUAUUGCUCCGUCAGUCCAGGAAAGACCUGACACUUUUUCUAAAGAUAUGGAGAACAUUGAGGUUGGAUCCCUCCCUUCUUCAGUAUCAUCUUUGAUAGGUGGAUUUUCCUUUGAAAAACUAUCUGGAUCUCAACAAAUCAUGGAAGAGGAAGCUUUUAAACACAGAGAACGUUGCUCUUCCGUAACUCUUCAGGAUGCAAUGCUAAUGGUUGAAGCCAUGAACCAAAGACUGGCCCCAUCACCAUAUACCCAGAAUGCUCCCCAAUUGGAGACCUCACAAACUGUGGACAACAUACCAGCUGAGCCACAGACACUGCCACUUUCUACUGAAGUUCCUAUGGCUACAAGCAGUCUACCCAUAACAGAGCCAUCCACAAAACAAUCACCAGUACAGACACCAAGUCCUACUCCUCAGGUUACAAAUUCCACUCACACCACUAAAGCUCAGAUCCAUGUUAAGGCUGCCAUACCAGAACUGCCCAUGGUUACUCCAUCCAAUAUCACUGAAGCUCAGACCCAAAUUAAGGCUGCCAUACCAGAACUACCUAUUGUUAAUCCAUCCAAUUUCACUGAAGCUCAGACCCAAAUUAACGCUGACAUACCAGAACUUCCCAUGGUUACUCCAUCCAACAUUACUGAAACUCAGACAGAAUUUAAGGCUGCCAUACCAGAACUGCCCAUGGUUAUUCCAUCCAAUAUCACUGAAGCUCAGACCCAAUUUAAAGCUGCCAUACCAGAACUACCCAUGGUUACUCCAUCCAGUGUUACUGAAGCUCAGACCCAAAGUAAGCAUGUUAUACCAGAACUGCCCAUGGUUACUCUAUCCAAUGUCACUGAAGCUCAGACCCAAAUUAUGGCUGCCACACCAAAGGUAUUCAUGGUUACUCCAUCCAAUGUCACUGAAGCUCAGACACAAAUAAUGUCUGCCACACAAAAAGUAACCAUGGCUUCUCCAUCCAGUAUCACUGAAGCUCAGUCUCAAAUUAAGGCUGCCAUGCCAGAACUCCCCAUGGUUAUUCCGUCCAAUAUCACUGAAGCUCAGACUCCAAUUAAGGCUGCCAUACAAGAAGUACCCAUGGUUACUCCAUCCAAUAUCAAUGAAGCUCAAACCCAAAUUAAGGCUGACAUAGAAGACGUACCCAUGGUUUAUCCAUCCAACAUCACUGAAGUUCAGACCCAACUUAAGGCUACUACACAAGCUCAGACACAAAUUAAGGCUGCCACACAAAAAGUACCCAUGGUUUCUCCAUCCAAUAUCACUGCACCACAGACCGCAGCAUCAGUAUCUGCAAAAGGUUUGAUGUGUCCUGUGAUAAGACUUAUAACUCCAAGUAAACCCAGUGACACCUUACAUAAUAAAAUAAUUGUUGUGCCAAGAUUCUCGCUCAUGCCUCAGAAAAAACAGCAUUUAAGUUUUGCAUCAACUGUGGUUACUGCAAGUUUACAGUCAGCUUCUACAGCUGCAGGUUUGCGUGUUGGAACACCUUUACUUUCCUCUGUUUCUCAGAAAGUUAGAUAUGUUACCUCCCAGAAAAUGCUUUCUAUUAUACCACCACGUUUGACCACCACCUUAAAAGGCCAGCAGCCAGAUUUUCUACAUAGCCGGAAAUUGGUAGUCGUCCCAAAUGAUUUGUCAGCUGUGGCAUCUGAGAAACAUCAGUCAAAGUCCACCUCACAUCAGUCAAAAACUGUUGCUCCUACAACAAAUCAGGAGUCAAUAGAACCAGCUGAUACUUUGACACUGUCAUCAACCAAGUUGAUUUCUUCAUCACAAAACUUAUCUGUUCAUGUGGAUGCACAAACUGCUAAAGAUUCUCCAAUUUCAUCUCAAAAGAACAAUGUAAGUUACACCUGUGGAUCACCCAAACAAACUGCCUCUGUUUCUGACACAAAUGCUGCCACAGAAACCUGUUGCAGUUCAAAAAUGUUAUUUCCAUCUGGGUAUCCUGAGCCAUCCUGUUUGUCUCCAGUGGAAAACAAACUAUUUCCUGUGGUCAGAUUAACCAGACUACCAGUUUCAGUAUCAAGCAAAGACACAGUGUCUGUCUCAGACAUGCUUUCAAAUGGAUGUCCUAAAUCCAGGACCACUUCAAAAAACAGAGCCACACAAGACAAGUCUUCUGUGGUCACGGUAACAAAGCCAUCUGAGAUGCCAUUGGUAACACGUUUAAAAGAAACAACUGUUUUUGUGUCUGUUCAUACCCCCCAGACAUCAGAAGAGAAAAGUAAUACUCAAGCGGUAACGUUGGUAUCGUCUGAAACAUCUGUAAAUGUGGGAGAGUCAUGUGUCGGCAGGAGUGUGCAGACAUCUUUAUCAUCCAAGGUAUCUUCACCAGGCUUGGACAUAUCUACAGUGACCUCCAUCAGGACCAAGCUCUCAGCUGGUGAACCUACCUCUAAUUUCGAGGAGGAAUUGUUCAGCAAUGUAGCACAAGAUUGCACACUAUCUAACACCCCACCCCAAGAAGAGGAAAGAUCAACUGGCCUCAUAUUGCUAACUUCCAUCCCGUCCAAGGAUGCAUCAGACCCUCAUUUACAAAUGACUAAAACCCAGUUCCUGGCACAGCUGGCAGUGACACCAGCUAUUAAAGCCCCCCAAAAGGCCUCCUCUGAGAGGGACUCUUGUGCAGAAACCAGCACCAGUGGCAAAAGAAGUUCCCUGAUGUCCCGACUUCGAAGUCACUUCAAAGUUUGUUUGCAAAAUAGAAAAAAUGAAACAAACUCAGAUCAACGCAAAGAAGCAGAUAUGACUACUGUGAGUCCUAAGAUACCUAAAUUAGAGAACAUAGAGAUGACAACUAGUGAAAAGUCAGGUGUAGAGGAAGAUGUUGCACCACCAAAUAAGACUGCUGAAGACCCAAUCGCCAACAAUCCACAGAGAAGCAAACUAAGUGAAGAUGCCUUGAGACCCAACAGGAGUGGUCGUGAACUGAUCAGGAGGGCAAAGUCUACAAGUAAAGCCGCUUCUAAGACUCCAAGGACAUCAUGUUCAGGUCAAGAUCGUGUAGGCCCUAGAAAAAUGAAACCCAGUUCUGCUAGUCUUCGAAGGUUAAGUUCAGCAAAUGAUCUUUUCCCUGAAAGGUCUAGUUCAACUAAAAAACCUGAAAUCUCCGCUAGUCCUGGAGCAUGUAAUUUGAGUGAAACUGGUGUAUGCUUUCAACUUUCAACAAGCAAUUUGAUUUCUGUGAGUCACACAAAGUCUACUUCCACCCAAGUUUGUAGACCAAUUAAAACAGAAUCUGAUUCUUUGAGUCCUAUAAGGAUACCCAUAGGUAAUGAAAAUCUAUCUCUCAGUAUUAAAAAUGAAAUGGAUGAUGGUGAUUGUCCAAAAAAGAUUAACAAAGCCACUCCUGUCAAGAAACCCAGAAUGAUUCAAGAUGUUGCCAGUUCCAAACAAAAUGUAAGAGCUUUGAAUGCUAAGAAGAUGGCUACAGCUAAAAUGAUAACUAAAUUUAAAAAUUCUAAUCAAUCCAAACUGCGGAAUGGAGCUAAGACAAAUGGUGAGGCUAUGAAAACAUGUCACUCCAAAGCUGUGUGGAUUCCUCCCAAUGUAACACAGACAAAAGAUGGAACAUUGGCACUGUUACCAAUAAAGAAAGAAAUAGAUUCCCUAGCUUACCUCCCGAGUGUUCCUCUCAACCCUAUACCUAUCAAAGCACCACCUGUCGUAUCACCAUUAGAGCCCUUGUCAGUCAUUGGUGGGCGUCUGUUAAAGAAUCAGUGUGGAGAGUGUGGGCGCAUUCUCAGCAGCAAUGCAGCCCUUGAGAGCCAUGUCAGUCUUCAUACAGGAUGCCGACCUUUUUCGUGCACUCUCUGUGGGAAAGGUUUCUCAGACUCGAAGAGUCUCAAAAGGCAUGGGCGAGUGCACCGCAAUGGAAAGAUCCAUAUCUGCCACGAGUGCGGGAAGGGCUUUGUCUACCGUUUCAGCCUCUCCAAACACCUCCAGAUGGUGCACAGGAAGAUUAAACCUUUUGUCUGCCAGAUCUGCCGCAAAUCAUUUUUCACAAGGCGAGAUGUUGAGUCCCACAUACGAACCCACACCGGAGAGAAACCCUUCGAGUGCAACCUCUGUGAUAGGAAAUUCACACGUCGAGUUGAACUAAAUGUACAUCUGAGGUGGCAUAAUGGGGAGAAGAGACACUGGUGCACGUUCUGUGGAAAAGGAUUUUUAGAUCUCAACAACCUAAAAAGGCACAAAUACAUCCACACUGGGGAGAAACCACAUUCCUGUCCACACUGUCCCAAAAAAUUCACACAGUCGGCGCAUCUGAAAAAGCAUGUAAAAAAUGUACAUAAAGUCCUUUGAGGAGGACAUAAAGAGUUAUUUAUAUAAAGAUGAGAAUAUCUGUUGUGGAUAGGGUGUUCCAUUGAUUUUUGUAGUUCAUAUGAAAAUAUUAUAUUUUUAUAAUUGCUGACUUGAAUGCUUAAAGGAGAAUUUUUUUAGGAAAAUGUCUUGUUUCCUGUUCAAAGUUUCUUGCUGAGACUUUGGUAAAAUCACUGUUAUUGUAAUGUUUGUGCAUAGGAAGUCCGGACCAAGAGGUGAUUACCUUAGCAUAAAGAUGCAAAAGCUGCACAUCAAUGUGGCUGACCUUUAAAGGGACUUUUUAUUGUAAUUAUUUGGCAUGACGAAUGGAUACAUGGGAGAAGCUCACCAUGCCCCAUCACUUGGCAAGAAAACUAUUUAUGUCAUGAUAUUCUUUGAAAACGGUUUCCUUGGAGCAUUUAUAAUGAUGACAGCUUUGACAAUGCAACCAUUUUUUAAUUGCUUAUUCAUUCAAAUUAUUUUUGAAGUGGAAAGUAUAAAACUGAUUUAUUGAUUUCUGUAUCAAACAUUUCCAUUUUUUGGAGAGUUACUAAGUGUUUACAAGACCCCGUAAAACAUAGGAUACAGUAUGACUGGACUGUGUAUAGGCUUGUGUAAAGUUAAAGAAUCCGUGUCUCAUUAAAAAAUAUGAUAAUUAACUUAAUUUGAGUUUCAAAAUAAUGUGAAAAAUGAAUGAGGAAGUUAUGUAACCUGAAAGUUGUUAAGUAAAGUUAGAAAGAUAUUCACAGAUUUGAAAUUCCGCGAUCAAUAACGUUUAAACGAAACAUUGUUGAAACACAUGCAAGACAUAUUUUGAAUCAUAGCGACGUAGACAACAAGCUACAACAUAGUUUUCAUCAAAAAGAGCCAUCUUUCAACGUGGAGAAACUACAUUGAUCUCUAUGCACCGUCUACAAAGUGCAACACCCGAAAAAAGAUAUUUAAGAAAAAUUCAAUAACUUCACCAUAAUACAAAGUGGUGUAAACUCUACUGAUGUACAUGAUGCUACACCAUUCGGUUUGAAAAAUGUUUUGACAAUUAUUACUAAUAAAUAUUCACUAAAAUUAUACAAAAGCAUAUUUAUUGCAAAGUGGUGUAGUAUCAUGUACACUACAGCAGUUAAGUAUACAGAAAGACUGACAACACUGCACUGUAUUAGUUAUUGAAUAUGUUUUUUGGGCGUUGCACUUUGUAAAUGGUCCCUGUGCUCCGGUGUCACCGAUGACUGCAAAUAUGGAUAUUUUCUCCGUUGUCAUGUCUUCUGGUUUCAGACGUACCCUCUUAUGUCCAGCGAAAAGCAUAAACAUUUUUGUUGUUUUAUAGUUGUCCUGUGUGAAGCUCCCCGUCACACAACCUUCAAAAGUGGAUGAAACGGAAAAUGCUCGGUAUCUGUUUUUAUAAGUUUUCAUUUGAGAACAAUAUCAGAAAUUGGAAAAAACGAGUCAUCUGUUUUGUUUUUUUGAAAAUCAAAUUAACAGUUUGUAAUCCGAUUUUUUACUUUUCGUUUCAUGGUUUGUAAAAAUAAAUAUUUUAUAUUUGUUACUGA